AUGGAGAGGGGAGAGUUUUACCGAAAGUACCAGGAGUACUACCAAAAUGACAUUAACCAGAUUCCGCCGCUAAUCGAGGGAAUUGACAUCGAGCUGUAUGAUCUGUAUUUGAGCGUGCUGAGCCAUGGGGGCUACUCCUGUGUUAGUAGAAAUUCUAAGUGGGUUAAAAUAGCAAGAGAGUUUGGGCUCAUCAAUAAGGAGAAAAAUAUAAAACUUAUAGAAGACAUAAAAUGUAUUAAGGAAUACUACCUGACCUAUCUGAGAGAAUUCGAAAGAAUCCAUGAUAACAUAAAAAAGGGAAAGGUAUCCCCGAAGAAGGGUCGGAUAGCCAAAGCUCCCAGCAGUUUUGAUCUGAGGUAUAAUAAAAAAAUAUCUAUUAGUAAAGGUAACAACAGGAAGGUGAAGACAGAGACACACAUUCCCAAUUUGCGACACGCAGGACAAUUAGAUGGUGUGAACAUCCCCGGGGGGAUGGUACAUCCGGGGGUCAUUAAUAAUGCGGAUCAUUUAAUGGGAAGUGUGAAAGGUUCCUGGAAAGGGUUACACACAUAUGGUAGUAAUGGAAGCGUGAAUCCCACUUAUGUGGACGCUUAUAAUAUGAGCAGCCCCCCAGAUAGGCUGUGGAAGGAUAGUAUGUGCCAAAAUGGAAAUGCCUACUGUUUGGAGGACUACCUCAAUGGAAAUGCAAACUGGUAUGGUGGAGAGAGGAUGCGGGCCCAGAUGAGCAUGAGGAGCAGUCGAGUUGAAAGGGGCAAAACUAGAGGCAGCCACAAGAAGGGGCUCACUAAGAAGCGCAGCUUUAAUACGGAAGGGGACUUCCCCGACUUGGACAUGCCUCCGAUGUGCUUGGCGGAUUAUAACCUCGCCAAUUAUGGGGCCUACGUGAAUUAUGCAAACGGGGGGGGGGUUCCAAACGGGGGAGGCUUCCCCAAUUACCAUGUGAGUUCUCUUCACGACAUGAAUGGGGGCGCAGGAGGAUAUUACUACUACGGUGGGGAGUUACCCUAUGCCGUCGCGGCGACGUUCGAACAGAACAGUUACAUGGAUCCGAGCUCAAUGAGCCGGGGAAAGUACCUUCAUAACAGUGAAGUGGUCAGCACGAGCGAGGUGGGUGCGGGGGGAAGUGCAAUUGACCGAAGCGCAAUUGAGAGAGUCCCAAUUGACGGAAGUGCAAAUAUGGGGAAUUAUUUCUUUAACCAUGGAGCAACCGGCUUUGUUGGGGUCCCUCACCCCAUGGGCAACUCGCUGGAAGGAUACAAUUACGCGGGCGCCUCCCCUCCAGGAGGUUUCGUUUCGAGCGGCAUGGGAGGCAGUGGCGCGAAUGGGGCGAAUGGCGGUGUGCACCAGGGGGUGAACUACGGGUGCAAUUAUGGAGGCGACUACUACCAGGGUUACUACUCCCCCUAUGACGGAAAAGCAAAUGAGAAGUUGAUGGUGGGAAUCGGCGGGCGGACAAACCUCCUCUCGUUGGAAGGCUACCCAGCCUCAUUGCCAUACGGUCUGCAGGUAAGGAACGACAUCAGCAUGGACGCCAGGAACUGCAUCGACAUAUACAGGAUUCUAUUAGGACUAAACAGAAGAAAAGAAAAAGUGGCAGAUUUUAUAUUAUGUCUCAACGUUCUGUAUACCCUAUCGGUCACCAAUGAUAUGUCUCUAUCGAGGAAGCAAAUUAAUAUAAUCAUCUCUAUGCUGUUGCAAGUACUGGACGAGAUGCUCAGCAUCUUUUACUCCAAGGUCAGAAUGAAGGAUAGGGCUCUGGAGAUAAUGGUAAAAAGUUUUAGCGAUUAUUUAUCAAACCAGAAUGGGUGGGCGGCUGGGAAGGGGUAUAUGACACUGGGUGGUGAUGAUCACAGUGGCUUCGUGACCACUAGGGAGGGUAAGUACCCCAUGGGAUGCGGCGUAUGUUCAGCACCGGGGGGUGAUAAUUUGGACUUUAAAGGGGGAAAAACUCUGGAGGGAUCCCCCCAGGGGGAGAGAAGCGCCAUCAUGGGGACGGUCCUAAGUGAAGAAGUAAACGUGAGCGAGAUAGCCCGUUUGUAUUUAUCCUACAGUGGAUACUGCCGUGAUAAGAGGCGGAAAAUCAGGCACGCGGGCAGGUCGUCCGGGGAGAUGGGAAGCCGGUCAGAAGUGACCGACGCACCGGAAGGGAAUGACGGAACCGAGGUAAAUAACGCAACAGAGGCGAAUGACUCAGCAGAGGGGAAUAACUCAGUAGAGGCUAAUAACUCAGUAGAGGCGAAUGACUCAGUAAUGGCGAAUGACUCAGUAGAGGCGAAUGACUCAGCGGGGGUGGAAAACUCGUCGGAGGAAGAUUCCCCCGGGGAAGGAACCAGCACGGCCGACGGCGGAAGCCACUGGGAAGAGGGGCUCCCCUGGAGCUCCAACCCCCCCAGCAGCGUGGACAGCUCGGAUAUAGAGAACAUAAUCAUGGGGGGAACGACGACUAGAGGAGGAAACCAAUCAGCAGAGAGUCUAUACAAAGAUAAAGAGGAAUUGAAAAAAUCUCUCAUAAAAAAAAGCAGCCAAGAAUUUGUCUUCCUAAUCCUAUAUAUAAUGAAUAACAUCUUUCAAACGAGAAAGUAUAACCUUUAUUUUUGUGAUAAAAAAAGUGACGACAUUAAGGAAGGCUUGGUAGCAGAAGAGACAGACAAGAUAGAAACAUCCAGGGGUAGGGACACAACACAAACGGGUGGUAGCUUCGACAAAAUGGAUAUCGGAAAGAUUAAGGAAAAUCUUAAGAGGGAAAAGAUCCCUGAGGGAAAUUCCACUUGUGAUGAUAUGCCUGAGGAGAGUAAAAUGAACGAACUGUGUAAGGACAGCCAAGAGAGUGAUAAAAUAAAUAUCGGUGAUAAUAAUGAUAUAGGUGAAUCGAGUGGGAAGGAUGAUGGAGGGGAGCACUCAACAGGGGUAGGUCAUCUCUUGUGCAGUAGGACUGUCGAUAAGGAGUUCUGGUCAGACGACUCGUCCGAUUCAUCAUCAGGCUGUAGCCUCUGCAGCUACAAGAACGGGGUAGUCAAAAAGGAGGAUCCUCCAAGUAGGGGCAUGACUAGGGGGUAUGGCAAAAUUCUGAGCGAUAAGAAAAAAAUGAUGGAAAGUGGGGGUGAACUGAUCGGGGAAGGUGUUCGUGUGAGUGUGAAGGUUCAAGGGGGUGAAGAGGAGACCAACACCAAACUUUGUGACAGGGGGGAAGCGGCGAGUGGGAUUGGCUGGACGGAGCAGGUAGGUGACGCGGCGUUUCUCAAAGGGGAGGCCAAAUGGCCAAGCGAUCAGGCGAAAUGGCAAAGCGAUCAGGCGAAGUGGCAAAGCGAGCAGACCAAUGUAUGUGAUAAGCGUGAGAACAGCCGCUUGAGCAGUAUCUGCGGUUAUUCUCUACCCCCCAGUAGCGAAAUGCUGCCCAUUCGUGAGGAAGGGUCUUCUCUGGAGACUGCGAAUUUUUCCAUGCCGAAGAGUGAGGUGCCCUUCAUGGCUGACAAGUCGUCAGCUCAUUUAGGAAGUGGAUCCAACGGAGAUGUGAACCAGCACGUGAGGAACAACGUCGAUCAGGAGAAAGCACACGACGUGAAUUGCACCAGGGAGAAGCUUAACCGACAAGGGGGUAACCUGUGCGAUAGUAAUUUCCCCAAUAACGGUUUCGACGAAGCGACAAAUGGAGGUGAAGGUGUGAAGAGCCUCCUGAGCAGGCACAAUAACGAAGCGAUUUCCCGAAAUGACGAUUUUGCAAACGACAUCAAGGUGAAGGAAGAAGGGGGUGCUGCAAAUAGGGUAGUAGACGCGCAAAAGGAUGACCCAUCCAUUCACGAGGACAACAAUGGGGGUACCCCUAAUGGAGGGAGCGGUAUGGGAAUGCAGAUGCACCCCUUGGAAGGUACCAGUACUUCGAGUAGCCACCAUUUAAGUGGCAACCGGAGUGCAGAGAAUUACGAUCGAGGGGGGGACCAAAAGUCUGAUGACGCCGCGCUUUCUCAUGUAGUUAAGAAAGAUUCGGGUGAGACAUCUUCCCCCCAGCAGAUGAGCAACAGCAAUUACGGGGCGUAUCCCGAUCCGGGCAUAGCCGAAAUUAUUACACAGAGUGUGAAUGACCCCGUUUUAGUGGGAAGCACGUAUAACAUGACAAGUCACGUGAACCCACUGGGAGGGGGUGAAGUAUAUGGAGCCCAAUUCGAGAAAACUUACAACAGUCAGGUGAGCGGCAUCCCCCUUGGAGGGAGCCCGUACGCGCAAAAUUCCCCCACAAAUUACGAUGGGCUGAUAAGCGGCCUUUACGCGCCGAACGAAGAUGAUGGGACGAAUGGCCUUCCCGGGGGAGGUACCCAAAUGAGGAAGCAGGAGGAAAUGACAACGCUGAGGGGAGCAGUCAAGCAGGAAAAUAACCGGGUGGGAAAUGUCCAAUGUAUGAACGAAAAUGGGGAAAUCAAUGAGGAGGAGAAAUUCUGCAAAAAAUGUGGCACAACAGGGAUAAACAUCGAGAGGAAAGACAACCAGCAGGACAACCAGCCAGGCAACCAGCAGGACAACCAGCAAGGCAACCAGCAGGACAACCAGGGAAACAAACCGUCAAACAGCCAGGAAGACAACAAGAAGGAAAUGAAGAAAAUUUUUAAAAAUAUGAAAAAGGAGGUAUACGAAGAAAUGAAAAAAAUAUUUCAAGAGAAAAAAAUAAAACAAAACAAACUUCUACACUAUUUUGACAUAAGUAAAUUUUUAAGUAUCUUUGAAUUAAUUUUUUUAAAAAAUUUCGAAAAUAUUAUUUUCCAUGAGAAGGCAAUACAAAAUAUUUACCUGAACAUGUUCAUAUGUGUGGACAUAUUAAAUAACGAAUUAGGAAGAAGCAUUUCUCUCAAGUAUAUAUUUUUUCCUUCUCAGUUUUUGCAACGUAAAAGUAAGUUGAAAAUUACUGCCCUUUUCGAUAAGAAGAAUAAGCUGUUCAUUGAAUCGGAGGUGCACACAGAGGAGUCCAGAUCAUUUUCACACGAGGGGGAUACUCCCAAGGGGGGGAAGAAAACUGAAGGGGAGAAUGUCCAGGAGGACAAAAUAAAUUGUUUCCCUAUCCUUUUGGAGAAGGACACAAAUGGGGAAGACAUCCUACAAAAUGGAUCUGCGGAAAAAACAUCAAUAGGGGAAGUCGAAAGAGAAGAGGAGGAGCCCCCCCCUCCGGUAAUGGCCGGAGGGACAAACCAACUUAGCGGAAUGGAAUACAGGAAAAAGAUAAAAAAACUGUUUUUAAAAAUAUUCCGAAGAAACAACAAAAAAUAUAAUAUUUAUAAAAAAAUUGAUUACGAGUUUUUAAUGAGGAAGUAUAAGUACAAUGGUCCACUCAUUUGUCAAGAGAAGGAGAAGUUUAAAAAAUAUAUCAUCCUUGAUUUGCACGAAAUUACGAAAAAGAUUCUUUUAAAAGUGUAUAAGCGGGUCAAUAGUCACCUGAACAUUGCCAUUUUGUCCUUAAAUAUAUUAACUCACAUUUUGUAUUUAAUUCCGAAGAGGAUGUUGCAUGUGUCUUUUAUUUUCUGGAUUUUAAAUGAAACAAUAAAUGUCAAGUGUGCGUACACUUAUUUAAGUGUCCCUUUGUGCAUUUUGAAUUACAACGGAUUUCUCUUCCUAGAAACGAUGAUGAAGCUCAUCAUUCGCAUGAUUGAGAAUGACGUUAUGCCGUUGCACUCUUAUAUGUUGUCCUUCCUUCGCUUGUGCUCAUUCCCAUUGUAUAUUUAUCUCUAUUUUGAUAUCCCCGUGUCGCACACACUUAUCAUUACCGCCCUGUCCACCUUAUAUCUCCUGGUUACUUACGACCCUGACUUUUUGGCCACAGGCUUCGUUAGUGCGAAAGCCGGCGGGGGGCGUUCCUCUAUGGGAAGCUGCGUCAAGGGUGGCGACGACGCGGCGCACGGGGAGAACACCACCAGCGCCGACCACGUUUGCAAGAAGAGAAGGCUUUCGGAGUUGUCUGUCUCGGGGGAGGGGAGCGGCAAGGAUAGCGGCGAGGACGGCGGCGAGAACAGCGACGAGGUCAAGAGCGAAGUCAAGUGCCAAGUGAAGCACGAAGUCAAAGACGAAGGUACGCCGGAGGAGCCUCGGGAAGAGUCUCGCGAAAACGCGCACGAAGAACUGACAGAGGAGAGGAAGGAGCUGCUCGAAAAAAUCUUUAUCAAAACCAUGUUGCUCUUCCUGAAGAAGUCCAUUUACUUUAAAAGCAUUUUCAACUGCGCCAAUAUAAACGAGAAGGAAGAAAUGCUCGUGGAUAGCAGGAGGGUGCAAGUCAUUUUAAAAAACUGGAGGAUGCAUAGCGAAGAAAUGGAAAAGGAAAAAGAGGAGUUGUAUUCCUCCAACAUGGAAAAUAAGGUUUUCUAUUUACACGACAAUUUGCUUUUAUACGCUUUGGAUAAUUUACCCAUUUCCAGCCCUGCCAAAGACAUGAAGAUGUGUGAAAAUAUAAAGAACCAGUUUAUCAAUCAGUACUGCAGCACAGUUUCCUUCUCCUAUGACUUUGUUAUGUCUGAGAGUACGGAAGUACAGAGACUUAGUAUUUACGCGCAUUCGAUAGUGCCUAUUUUUUUGUUCCUAUCCUCUCACCGUAUCUUAUGGCAAUGUUUGUCUCCCCACAUCCCGUUGCUGACGCAGAUGGCAUUCAUCCAGACGGACAUCAGUCGGUCCCUGUGGGUAAUACUGAAGGAGUACUAUUUUAGAAGCUUCAUGCGGGAGAAGCGCAGUGGGAAAAAGGGCGACUUGUGUUUUGACUCCCGGUUGGUCAAGAUUGAGAGGGUGAAGAAGAACGUAGUGGGGUGA
Plasmodium inui San Antonio 1 is the source of this 6777-nucleotide messenger RNA. RefSeq lists its product as hypothetical. NCBI's taxonomy places the organism in Eukaryota, Apicomplexa, Aconoidasida, Haemosporida, Plasmodiidae. Gene Ontology annotation, molecular function: DNA binding. The transcript has 2 exons. The coding region runs from base 1 to 6777 and encodes 2258 amino acids. The record is from RefSeq and is a predicted model, not a curated record.